UUGCAUCUCAGGAGAACUUGUGAGGCUUCCUCAUCAUCAUGGCUAGUAUGCAGUCUGGAAAAGAAGAAAGAAUCAGGUAUGUGAAGGGAGACCUUUUUACCUCUCCUGGAACAGAUUCCUUGGCUCACUGCAUCAGUGAAGAUUGCCACAUGAGCGCUGGCAUAGCUGCCAUUUUUAAGAAAAAGUUUGGUGGUGUUCAGGAACUCUUGAACCAGCGAAAAGCAACUGGGGAGGUUGCUGUUCUGAAGAGGGAAAACCGAUAUGUGUACUAUCUGAUUACAAAAAACAAAUACUUUCACAAGCCUACAUAUGACAAUCUACGCAACAGUUUAGAAGCUAUGAAAAUCCAUUGCCUGAAGAAUGGUGUAACUUGCAUCGCUAUGCCCAGGAUUGGGUGUGGACUUGAUUGCCUGGAUUGGAGUAAAGUUUCAUUAAUGCUUGAAGAUGUAUUUGAGGAUACAGAUGUUAAAAUCACAGUUUAUACCCUUUAAGGUAGCAUUCUUGAAACAAUUGUGUUAUCUUUCCAUUUGUUGUAAUUUGUGUUUGUAACUGAUUUGGUAUAAAAUGGUGGGCUGAUCAUAACUAUGUUUUCUUCC
Messenger RNA from Euleptes europaea (tarantolino), 596 nucleotides. It is a transcript of the gene OARD1, whose product is annotated as O-acyl-ADP-ribose deacylase 1. Gene Ontology annotation, biological process: peptidyl-glutamate ADP-deribosylation. The coding region runs from base 39 to 491 and encodes 150 amino acids. Lineage: Eukaryota; Metazoa; Chordata; Lepidosauria; Squamata; Sphaerodactylidae. The record is from RefSeq and is a predicted model, not a curated record. The transcript has 5 exons.